GUUUUGAUAACACAUGUCUUUACUUCUGUAUGUUCAUAAUUUAACGCACUUUAAAUUCCGUGAAAAGUUCUGUAGUAAUAAUUUUAGAAUCAUUAAGCUUAACAUGUAACUUUCGUUUAAUUUGUAUCUUAGAAUUAGUUAAAUUAAUUGUAUCAAAAUCAUGGUACCUCGAGUCACCAUGUUAGAUGCUCUAGUACUUGAUGAUCAUAUUACUAAAGUAUUCAUUGAUCAAACAUUUAAAGCUCUGAGAUUUUUUCCAUCAUGGAUUAUCAAUAAUCUAAAUGCAGAAAUCAAUGCUUCGUUAGAACUUCUUUUAUCAUAUUAUUCAAUAAAAAAUUCAAAAGCGACAUUUGGUCAACAACUUCUUGGUGUAAAAUAUAAUUCUGAUCAAUUAUCAAAUAAGAAAAUAGUCUUGUUGCAUUUUUUUACAAUUGGAGCUAGUUAUAUUUCUUCAAAAUUGGAUAAUCCUUCAAAAAAUUUUAUCAAUAAAAUUAGUUAUUUGGAAAAUAUUAGUAGUAUUUUAAAAUUUUUUUCUUUUUUAAAUUUUUUAUUAUUUCUUCACCAAGGAAAAUAUCCAAUUCUUGCUCAAAGAUUAUUGGGUUUAUCUCAAGAAUCAACACGAAGAAGAGUAAUUGGAUAUGAGUAUAUGACACGAGAAUUAUUAUGGCAUGGCUUUUCUGAACUUCUUUUGUUUACAUUACCUUUGAUUAAUUACCAAUCAAUGAAGCAUAAAGUAGGUAGAAUAAUUUAUUCACAGUCUAAAGACAGUACCAAAUAUAUUGAAAAAACACCCAUUUUGAAUGCUAGAACAGUAUGCUCUAUAUGUCAAGAUAAACCAAUUAUACCACAUCAUAUAAAAUGUUCUCAUGUUUUUUGUUUUUAUUGUAUUAAUUCUAUGAGGUUGGUAGAUGACAAAUUUGAAUGUCCAGAAUGCUUUCAUUAUGAAAAGGAUAUACUACCUGUGAUAAUUAAUUGAAAUUAUUUAAUGGAAUAUUUGUUAUUUUUAUAUAUGGUGAUAUUUUAUGUAUAUAGUUUUCAUUAAAAAAAAAAUAUAUAUAUAUUUAGUUGAACAUAA
Messenger RNA from Daktulosphaira vitifoliae (grape phylloxera), 1075 nucleotides. It is a transcript of the gene Pex2, whose product is annotated as peroxisome biogenesis factor 2. Gene Ontology annotation, cellular component: peroxisomal membrane. Gene Ontology annotation, biological process: protein import into peroxisome matrix. The record is from RefSeq and is a predicted model, not a curated record. Gene Ontology annotation, molecular function: zinc ion binding. The transcript has 7 exons. NCBI's taxonomy places the organism in Eukaryota, Metazoa, Arthropoda, Insecta, Hemiptera, Phylloxeridae. The coding region runs from base 161 to 976 and encodes 271 amino acids.